Messenger RNA from Tetrahymena thermophila SB210, 285 nucleotides. RefSeq names its product transmembrane protein, putative. Lineage: Eukaryota; Ciliophora; Oligohymenophorea; Hymenostomatida; Tetrahymenidae. The record is from RefSeq and is a predicted model, not a curated record. The transcript is spliced from 2 exons.
AUGUUCUUUGGUCCUGAAAAUUCCAUCAAGGCUAGCUCCUUAACUAUUUUUAGAGUUUAUUUUUUUCUUUUGCUUAGGUGUAUUAGAUAACGAUAAUGGACUAAGCUGUAUUUAAAUAUUAGCUGUAUUCAAUUUUCUUUUGUUUUUGACGCUCUUUUUCUCAUAUAGUUCAAUAUUUUCAAUAUUUAACAACUCAGUAACAUAUACUAGAGAAAGAAUACAAUAUGUAUUUAAAUUACUUUGGAAUUAACUUGGGAUAUUACUAAUUCUUAAUUGCUUUUUUGA